Sporothrix brasiliensis 5110 is the source of this 1038-nucleotide messenger RNA. RefSeq names its product histidinol-phosphatase (PHP family). The record is from RefSeq and is a predicted model, not a curated record. The transcript has a single exon. Lineage: Eukaryota; Fungi; Ascomycota; Sordariomycetes; Ophiostomatales; Ophiostomataceae. Gene Ontology annotation, cellular component: cytoplasm. Gene Ontology annotation, molecular function: histidinol-phosphatase activity. Bases 1 to 1038 code for a protein of 345 amino acids. Gene Ontology annotation, biological process: L-histidine biosynthetic process.
AUGGCGUUCACGAUGCACUCCCACUCGGGCCAGUUCUGCGGCCACGCCGUCGACACGCUCGAACAGGUCGUCCAGCGUGCCAUUGCGCUCGGCUUCGAAAGAAUCGGCUUAUCGGAACACAUGCCCCGUGGGCACACGAGGGACCUCUACCCGGAGGAGCGCGGCGACGGCCACGACCUCAAAGGCAAGCUGGCCGGCCUGGCCGCUCGCUACGAUGCGUACCUUGUCGAGGCCGCGCGGCUGCGUGAUGCCUACAAGGACAACAUCCACAUUCUGAUUGGCUUUGAGGGCGAGUGGAUCUACGGCGCCGACGACGACGGCAAGCGCAUCAAGGCGCUGGCCGAGCACCCCGAUAUCGACUACUUUAUCGGCUCGGUGCAUCACGUGGGCAGCCGGGGGACGCCGAUCGAUUAUGACAAGGCCACUUUCCAAGAGGCCAUUGACGUGGCGGUCGCCAAGGCAGCUUCGUCUUCUUCUUCCUCCACCUCCAUUUCUGCAAGGUCGUCUGCGACAGACAUCGUCGACCCCGAAGUCUACCUGAAUGCCGACUACUACGACCAGCAGCUCGAGAUGCUACAGACGCUACACCCGCGUAUUGUUGGCCACUUUGACCUCGUGCGUCUGCUGAGCGCCGACCCGAGUCGCGACCCGUCCACCGCCGCCUGCCUCGCGACGCUCGUCUGGCCCAAGAUCCAGCGCAACCUCGAGUUUGUUGCGAGCUACGGCGGCUGGCUCGAGUGCAACACGGCCGCCCUGCGCAAGGGCCUAGCAGAGCCGUACCCCGGGCGCGCCAUUGCCGAGGCGUGGCUGAAGCUCGGCGGCAAGUUCACCAUGUCCGACGACAGCCACGGCACGGCGCACGUCGCGACCAACUACAAGCGCGGCCUGGCGUUCCUGCGGAGCCUGGGCGUGACGGAGGUGUGGACGUUUGAGCGGCAAUACACCCCAUCCCCAGAUGGCACAAAAUUAAAAGGCGAUCUGGUGGAGAAGAGCGUGUCGCUGGACGACUUUGAGAAGAGUCUGAACGUGGACCAGUAG